AUGACGAGCAACUUCCCUUGAUCCGGUAGCCAUUGGAGACCCGAAAAGGACCCAAAGAAAAAAAGUUGCGAUUUUUUUUUUAUUUUCUCUUGGCGGAAAAUUUGCAACUGAAAUGAUGAACAGCGUCGGAGGAGAAGAGAGGCAAUAUUAGGGGAAAUUUCUGGGUUUUCUGAUUGGGGGCAGGGAAAAAAACCCUAGGGUGAUGAUCAGAUGCUAUUGGGUCGUCGAGGAAUAGAGAAGCAUCGACCAUCAUGAUGAACACUUCGAAUGGCAUGAUCUCGGCGCCGUCUUCGUCGGCGGCGGCGAACCCUCAGGCGCCGGGAAUCAAGACGUACUUCAAGACGCCGGAGGGGAAGUACAAACUCCACUACGAGAAGACUCACCCUUCUGGGCUCCUUCACUACGCCCAUGGCAAAACCGUCACUCAGGUCACUUUAGCUCAUCUUAAGGAGAAACCUUCUCCUUCUACCCCAACUGGUACUUCUUCAAGUUUUAGUUCUGGUAGUGGAUUCCGCUCAGCAACAGCUCGAUUGUUGGGUGGUGGAAAUGGGAGUCGUGCACUUAGUUUUGUCGGGGUUAAUGGAGGGAGCAAAAGUUUGAGUACAAGUACGAGAAUCGGUGGUUCAUUCACUGCCGCUAGUUCUAGCACAUCGGUGAAAAAUACUAAUUUCGACGGGAAAGGAACUUACUUAGUUUUCAACGUGGGCGAUGCCAUUUUUAUCUGUGACUUGAACUCUCAAGACAAGGAUCCUAUAAAGUCUAUCCAUUUCAGUAAUUCAAACCCUAUAUGCCACGCAUUUGAUCCAGAUGCUAAGGAUGGGCAUGAUUUGCUUAUUGGACUGAAUUCCGGCGAUGUCUACACCGUAUCACUUAGACAGCAGUUACAGGAUGUCAGUAAGAAGCUAGUCGGUGCACUUCAUUAUAACAAGGAUGGCUCUAUUAAUAACAGCCGUUGCACUAGUAUUGCUUGGGUGCCUGGAGGCGAUGGAGCCUUUGUUGUCGCUCAUGCCGAUGGAAAUUUGUACGUGUACGAGAAGAACAAAGAUGGCACCAUUGAUUCUUCAUUCCCUGCUAUACGAGAUCCUACGCAAUUUUCAGUGGAUAAAGCAAAAUACAACAAGAGUAAUCCCGUCGCUAGAUGGCACAUGUGUCAAGGUUCAAUUAACAGCAUUGCAUUCUCAAAUGAUGGGACAUACUUGGCAACUGUUGGAAGAGAUGGUUAUCUUCGUGUUUUCGACUUCUCAAAUCAAAAGCUAGUGUGGGGUGGAAAAAGUUAUUAUGGUGCUCUAUUAUGUUGUGCUUGGAGUAUGGAUGGGAAGUACAUUUUAAGCGGAGGUGAAGAUGACUUGGUUCAAGUAUGGAGUAUGGAUGAAAGGAAGGUUGUGGCUUGGGGGGAGGGACACAAUUCAUGGGUGAGCGGCGUGGCUUUUGAUUCUUAUUGGACGUCGCCAAAUUCAGAUGGAUCGGGAGAGAAUAUCAUUUAUCGAUUUGGUUCAGUUGGUCAGGACACUCAGUUACUUUUAUGGGACCUGGAACUGGACGAGAUUGUGGUUCCGCUCUGACGAGCUCCUGGAGGGUCCCCGACGGGAAGUCAGUCCUCAUCUCAUUGGGACAACCUCGUACCGGUCGGAACUCUUCAUCCCGCCUCGUUCCCCCGCGACGUCCCGAAACUCUCCCCCGUCGUUGCUCAACGCCUCCACAUAGAGCCCCUCUCGGGACUGAUGUUCACCCGAGAAUCCGUCAUCACAGCCUGCAGAGAAGGCCAUAUAAAGAUAUGGACCCGACCCAGCGGCACUGAACCGGAGGCAAAUUCCAGGACGACCCUUUUGAGCAACCUCCUCGUCUCCAAAGACAGUAAGCUCGCUGGUGGUUCCAGUUACAUACGGGCAUUGACCCGACCAUGAAGCUCUGUCUGAAAUCGAUUGUUUCAGGUUUGGUUUUCCUGACUCAGGCCUGUGGUAAUAUCUCCGGCCUUUUUUGUUCGCUAAACCCUAACAGAGUCAGCCGCUGUAUAUUUGGGGAGAUUGAGACAGAGGCGAAAAGGAUUUUUGGGGGAUGUAAUCAUGAAAUCGGCUCUUGCUUAUUAGGGUUUUAUGUCUUCGAGUAAAAACUAACAGGAGGGAUAAUGGGAAGUUUGGAGAUUGAGACAGACAACACUCUGUCUUGUUUGUUUUCUUCGCCAUAGAUUUUUUCUUGUUACAGUUUCUUUUUGUUUUGAUGGCAAAAUAGGUAUGUUAAGUUGUUCUAUUCCUAUAUAAUACACACUUUCACA
Tarenaya hassleriana is the source of this 2272-nucleotide messenger RNA. RefSeq names its product dystrophia myotonica WD repeat-containing protein-like. Lineage: Eukaryota; Viridiplantae; Streptophyta; Magnoliopsida; Brassicales; Cleomaceae. Gene Ontology annotation, molecular function: protein binding. The record is from RefSeq and is a predicted model, not a curated record.